Colletotrichum chrysophilum is the source of this 2517-nucleotide messenger RNA. RefSeq lists its product as uncharacterized. NCBI's taxonomy places the organism in Eukaryota, Fungi, Ascomycota, Sordariomycetes, Glomerellales, Glomerellaceae. The transcript has a single exon. Gene Ontology annotation, molecular function: zinc ion binding. The record is from RefSeq and is a predicted model, not a curated record. The coding region runs from base 1 to 2517 and encodes 838 amino acids.
AUGCCCUAUCCACACGAAGACCCGCGCAUCGUCGUCAUCGGCCUCGCCCUCAUCGGUAUCCUAUGGAUCUUCCUGGCGCCCGGGAACGGCGGCGCGUCUCUCUUCUCGGCCUCCGACCUCGCGACGCAGCGACUGCGCCGGCACCAGCACGCGCUCGAGCUGCUCAACGCCUCGUCGUGGGGCAACUUCUCGGCGCGGCGGAACGGGACGGGCGAGGAGGAGCUGCCGCGCUCGCUUAACAUCACGGGCUUCCGGGCCGAGGACGGCUUCGCGUGGGACGAUCUGGAGAGGUUCCAGGAGAGGUGCCUCGAGUGGAGCCGGAACGCGAUACCGCCUGUCGGAGGGGUGAACCUCUGGGACAUUGGCCAGGGCGAGGCGGUUUGGCAGAAUGCCACGGGGGCCGUGAAGGGGACGUGGGUGCGGAAGGAUGCGUCGGUAAAGAGGGAGUGGGCGAGCUACAAUUUGAGUGCGGUCACGCCGAGCUUGCACUGGAGCGGGGCGGAGGCCGAUUGGGCAAGGAACAUUACGGGUGACGAGGGCAAGAUGCUGCUGGACGUGAUCGAUACCGGCCGGCACACGAAGGAGUUUGAAUACGAGAGCAUCCUGCACGAAGGUGUCCCGACAUCCGGCGGCAGAGUCAGAAGUGCUAAGGCAUCGCUGACCGUCGAGGAUGUCAAGGGAACCGGGUUCAAUUGGGAAAUGAGGUUGCAUGGAGUUCAGUGGCCGCGUCAAGGGACGCUGCUCUUGACCACGACGAGCGAAAAGUUUGACGGCAUAUUCGGGUUGCCUCAUCUUUCUCCGAGCUCAGACUUUUUUCAUUCGAGUCGAUUGCUUCUGAAUGCGACUCUGUCCGAGGUACUGCGGAGGAAGGAGAAGGAGGUCUUCAACGACGGCGUUAUGCCUUGGACUUCAGACCCGUCGAACCCGCCUGAUACUCUCAAUCCAUCACCACACUGCGAGUACAUCAUGUACGCGCAGGUUCAUCCCCCGGACAGAAGUCGGUUGAACAUGAAGGGUUUCCAGUCGGGGAGGGAAGGUAUGUCACAGAUCAUCAGCGACAUCGAGCAAGAGCUUCGCUUCCCGAACGGCGCCCCCAUUCGUGGGGUUCCGGAGCUCAAGCUGUCUGCCAUCAUCUGGUCUCCCGACUGCGGGUUUUUUCUAGAAACCAAAGGGCCCCCAGACUUCCCACCGGCAGACGGCCAGCAUCUACAGGGCAUGAAGACGGAAAUCAUCUACUACAAGAUCCGUGUCUGGAUCCUGGCGUUCGCAGGGGUCAUCAUCGCCCAGGCCCUCCUCUUGAAGCACCAGAUGAGGGAAUCUGCCACGCCGUCCACCAUGGGCCGCAUCAGCUAUAACACAAUCAGUAUGAUGGUCAUGGUCGAUGGCAGCAUCUUCGCUGCCGCCUCCAUGUGGGCUCUAGACGCGAGCAUUACGUAUCUCGAGUCUUUGUCCCUGCUCUUCGCCGCAUUUCUCUCCAUGUCGAUGGGUGGCUUCUUCCUCGCGGAGAUCCACAAAGUUCAGGAGCCGGAGAACAGAAGACGCAGUGAGCGCGAACAGGCCGAGACACCACGUACGCCAGCAACUCCAGCACAGAACCUCGAGGCAGACUCCCUCCCGCGACCGGUCACGGCCGGACCACGCAGAAGAGCCCCCACGCCGCCUAUCAUCGUCCCCUCAGACCAGGAUAUUGAUGCCGACAUCGAUGCCGUAACAAACGGCGCUGCGGCUGUCCCGAACGCUGGCGCGGCCACCCGCGCCGGUCCCGAGGUCACCUUCCAAGCCGUCAUAUUCCGCUUUGCUAUGAUAGUGUCUCUCCUCCUCCUGGUCUCCAUAGCAUCGACGUCCUGGUACCCCCGUAUCCGCAAUGGGUUCGUAAACACUCUUUCGAUGGUAUACUUUUCCUUCUGGGUUCCGCAGAUUCACCGCAAUGUAAUCCGCAACUGCCGUCGAGCCUUGACGUGGCGCUUCAUGAUCGGCCAGUCGAUCCUGCGUCUCCUCCCAUUUGCGUAUUUCUACAUUUACGAGGACAACUUCCUCUUCGCGGAGACAGACGUCCGCGCGUUCCUCGUCUUCUGCGCGUGGCUGUGGAUACAGCUUUGGAUCUUGGCAUUUCAGUUCGUUCUCGGCCCGCGCUUCGGCGUGCCCAAGAGCUGGACCCCCGACGCGUGGGACUACCACCCCGUCCUCCGCGAAGAUGGCGUUGAGGCCGGCGGGCUUCCCAUCGGCUUGCUCUCUGAGCCCGGCUCCCCGUCUCUCGACAGGGUGCGGACGGGCGAGGACAAGAAGGGGAGCAACCUGCGUGCCAUCGACUGCGCCAUCUGUCGCGAAGUGCUUGAAGUGCCCGUUAUGAGGGCGGGCGAGGAGGAUCCCACCGCCGGCGGGGUUGUUGGCGUGUUUACGAGGAGGAAUUACAUGGUUACCCCGUGUCGACAUAUUUUCCACAGCGCUUGUUUAGAGGGAUGGAUGAGGUUCCGGCUGCAGUGUCCUAUAUGCAGGGAGGAGCUGCCGCCGUUGUGA